AUGUCGAAGACCCUAUCACACGCCAAGAUCACGCCUCACCGGUCGUCAACACGGGGCCACUCGGACCAUGGCUGGCUCAACACGUACCACAGCUUCUCCUUCGCCGACUGGUUUGAUCCGCGCUUCACUCACUUCGGCUCACUGCGCGUGCUGAACGAGGAUCGCGUGAAGGCGAACUCGGGCUUCCCAACGCAUCCCCACCGCGACUUCGAGAUCUUUUCGUACAUCAUCUCCGGGGAGCUCACUCAUCGGGACAGCAUGCUCCGUAAGGGCGCCGAGGGGGCGCAGUCUGACCAGUUCUACCGGAUGCGCCGCGGGGACGUCCAAUUCACCACCGGCGGCACGGGCAUCGCGCACUCGGAACAGAACGAGCACCACAAGGACACCGUCCACUUCCUCCAGAUCUGGGCCAUCCCCUGGAAGCGUGGUCUUGCCCCAAGAUACCACACACGCCACUUCGACGACGAGGAGAAGCGGAAGGGCUUCGUCCCGAUCCUGAGCCCGCUCAAGGGUGGCGAGGAGGCUUUUUUCGAGCAGGAGAAGGCGGCCGAGCCCACCAUUGGAGGGACGAUUCCCGUUCACGCCGACUUGGUCAUGGGCGCUGGCAUCAUCGCGCCGCAGCAGAAAUUCGAGUGGGUUGUAGGGGCCAAGGCGACUGGGGCCACCAAGAGGAAGGUCUACGUUCAUGUCCCGAUGACCAAGAAGGGAAAGGCGAAGAUCCGCUUGGACGGCCGCGAGGAGAUCUUUAGUGAGGGAGACGGAGCCUUCGUUGAUGCUGUCAAUGCCGGUGACAAGCUGUCCUUCGAAAGCGUUGGGGAGGCUGAGGCGGAGGUGGUGGUCUUGGACACGGCAUAA
Messenger RNA from Anthostomella pinea, 855 nucleotides. NCBI's taxonomy places the organism in Eukaryota, Fungi, Ascomycota, Sordariomycetes, Xylariales, Xylariaceae. The record is from the annotation of a GenBank genome assembly.